AUGCUCCCACCAACCCUCGAAACUCCUCGAGAGGUAAAACAACACUAUGACUUGGUCUACGACCAACUUAUCGCUUCUGGCGAAUACCACCCUUUUCUCUACCCAUGGGCCACUCUCGGCUUCGGUGUGAUCAUCAUCUACCUGUUGCUCGACCAUCGAAAGGCACCAGCACUACGAUCACUUCGUUUCCCGUUGUUCGGCUUUCUUUGUGCUUUCUCAGCAUGGUGUAUCUUGACGAACAAGGCCAGGAGUCCCGCAGCGAGCUAUGGCGUUGGUCUAGUGUCUGCGUGGGGCACUUUAUGGACUGGUGCAAUCAUGUGCUUCAACGAUUGCCAGACGGAUUUCAAACGCAUCGAGCGAGCUCAUGGCAGCGCUUCGAUGAAGUCGACUAACGUGCCCAAUGGUGGUCACGUUCCAAAUGGCCGUGUUAAGGCCGCCGAUCAAAGCCCCAGCACUGGACCAGCGCAUCGUAAAGGCCGCUUGUAUUGGCAACCAUACCCUUCAACGCCAUUCAAGGACCGCCUCGAAUGGGUCAUCGACAUCUUUUGCAACUUCAGAGGCGUAGGAUGGAACUUCGGAACUCACGGAAUCCCACCACCUCCAUCAUGGGCCCAAGCCGAACUCCACGACAACAGCAAAGAGGACAUCUGCAACCCACCCACCGACCCAGCAGACGAAAUCACAACCAGCACCACGGGAAUCCGCCGCUUCACCUCCCGCAGAGCCCUCCUCCAAAACUGCCUGAUCAACCUCACAAUCGGCUUCUUCGCCCUCGACCUCAUCAAGCUCAUCAUGCACCACGACCCUUACUUCUGGGGCUACACGACCACCUCCACCGCACCCCUCUGGCUCCCCCCACCCAUCCGCGCCUCCCGCAUCCUCCUCAAAUCCUACCGCCUCCUCACCUCCCUCGCGGGAGUCUCCCUCGCCCUCAACGAAAUCUUCCGCCUCGGCCCCCUCUUCUUCUGCGCCCUCCUCGGCCCCUCCCGCAUCGGCCUCCGCGGCGCCCCCUGGAUGAACCCCCCCGAUUUCUACGGCGACUUCCGCGCCGUCCUGGACAAAGGGCUCGCGGGCUGGUGGGGCUCCUGGUGGCAUCAGACCUUCCGCUUCGCCUUCGAAGCGCCCGGCUCCGCCCUCCUCGCCCACCUCUCCAUCCCCAAAACUUCUCAAAAGGGAAAACUCCUCUCCCUCUUCAUCGCUUUUGCCCUUUCCGGCUCUCUCCACGCCUGUGGCAGUCACACCCAACUCGGCGCCACCCGGCCCCUCCGCGGCCCCUGUUGCUUCUUCCUCCUGCAACCCCUCGGCAUCCUCGCCCAGACCCUCCUGCUCCCGUACCUCCCGAAGAAACCGCACUUCCUCGUCCGCGUGUAUAAUUUCCUCUUCGUCAUGGUCUGGAUGUACUUCACCGCGCCUCUCCUCGUCGACGACUUCGCCCGGGGCGGCGUCUGGCUGUACGAGCCGCUGGCGUUCAGUCCGCUGCGGGCUCUGGGGCUGGGAGCGCGGGAUGAUGGGUGUUGGGAUUUGUGGUAUGGGUUGGUCUUCUGGAGGCGAGGGGAGGGAUGGUGGGAUACGGGGAUCGCGUUUUGA
Lecanosticta acicola is the source of this 1587-nucleotide messenger RNA. NCBI's taxonomy places the organism in Eukaryota, Fungi, Ascomycota, Dothideomycetes, Mycosphaerellales, Mycosphaerellaceae. The record is from the annotation of a GenBank genome assembly.